AUGCGGAGGGAUUCUACAUACGCCAUGGCGGCCCUCGAAGCGUGCUCAGCGUCCAGGCUGUGCGUCUCAGCAGCAACCCGCCAAACAGCCGCUGCGCGGCGAAGAGCCACAGUCUGCUCUGCGGACUCCUCUCCCCUCCUCUACAAGCCUCUCGCCGCCUCCUCUUCCACUCAGUUCACCUCCUUCUCGCCUCUCCCUCUCCGCGCGUCGUCCACCCCGUCUUCCCGCUCCCGCUCGCAACGCUCGUCCGUGCGAUGCGCGGCGGCGGACCGCCCGGCGUCGCAGCCGCGCAUGAUCCAGCACAAGCAGGAGGCGUUUUGGUUCUACCGCUUCCUGUCGAUUGUGUACGAUCAUAUCAUCAACCCCGGUCACUGGACCGAGGACAUGCGCGACGACGCACUCGAGCCGGCCGAUCUCAACGACCGCAAUCUGCGCGUGGUUGACGUGGGAGGCGGCACGGGGUUCACGACGCUCGGUGUGGUCAAGCACGUGGACGCGAAGAACGUGACGAUUCUCGACCAGUCGCCGCACCAGCUUGCGAAGGCGAAGGAGAAGGCGCCGCUGAAGGACUGCACGAUCAUCGAGGGCGACGCGGAGGACCUGCCGUUCCCCACGGACUACGCCGACCGUUACGUGUCUGCUGGCAGCAUCGAGUACUGGCCCGAUCCUCAGCGCGGCAUCAAGGAAGCCUACCGCGUCAUCAAGCCGGGCGGCAAGGCGUGUCUCAUCGGCCCCGUGCACCCGACGUUCUGGCUCUCGCGGUUCUUCGCCGACAUGUGGAUGCUCUUCCCCACGGAGCAGGAGUACAUCGACUGGUUCACCAAGGCCGGCUUCUCCGAUGUUAAGCUCAAGAGGAUCGGCCCUAAGUGGUACCGCGGGGACCGUCGCCACGGACUUAUUAUGGGCUGCUCCGUUACCGGCGUGAAGACCCAGGGCGCCCGGGGAUUCUCCUCUUCAGAUGGGUCCCAAGGCUGA
Molecule: messenger RNA, 975 nt
Organism: Closterium sp. Yama58-4
Lineage: Eukaryota; Viridiplantae; Streptophyta; Zygnematophyceae; Desmidiales; Closteriaceae
Source: the annotation of a GenBank genome assembly